AUGGCACAAAAAGAUUCAGUGGAGGAGUUCUUGGUCCAGGCUGUGAGUGCAGCUAAAAGUGCUGGAGAGAUCAUUCGUUCAGGGUUCUAUCAGGCAAAGCACGUGGAGCACAAAGGCGUGGUGGAUUUGGUCACAGAGACUGAUAAGAAAUGUGAAGAAGUCAUAUUCAAUUUUCUCAAACAACACUACCCUGAUCAUAAGUUCAUUGGGGAAGAAACCACGGCUGCUUGUGGUGCUUCAGAUUUGACUGAUGAACCAACUUGGAUUGUUGAUCCCUUGGAUGGAACAACUAAUUUUGUGCACGGGUUUCCAUUCGUAUGUGUCUCUAUUGGCCUGACAAUUGGACAAAUUCCAACUGUUGGUGUUGUCUAUAACCCUGUUAUGGAUGAGCUCUUUACUGCCGUCCGUGGAAAAGGCGCUUUUCUGAAUGGAAAACCUAUCAAGGUAUCUUCUCAAUCUGAGCUCGUGAAGUCCCUUCUCGCAACAGAGGUAGGAACAAAGCGUGACAAGUCUACUGUGGAUGACACUACAAAUAGAAUCAAUAGCUUGCUCUUCAAGGUUAGGUCACUUCGGAUGAGUGGUUCUUGUGCAUUGAAUCUCUGUGGGAUUGCAUGCGGAAGGCUUGACCUAUUCUAUGAAGUUGGGUUCGGAGGACCUUGGGAUAUAGCAGCUGGUGCUGUUAUAGUAACUGAAGCUGGAGGAGUUCUGUUUGAUCCAUCCGGCAAGGAAUUUGAUAUCACAUCUCAGCGAAUAGCAGCGUCAAAUCCUCUUCUCAAGGAAGUAUUUAUCAAGGCAUUGCAACAGUCAGAAUGA
Molecule: messenger RNA, 813 nt
Organism: Fraxinus pennsylvanica
Lineage: Eukaryota; Viridiplantae; Streptophyta; Magnoliopsida; Lamiales; Oleaceae
Source: the annotation of a GenBank genome assembly